UUGCUAGCGCCCGCAGAGCAAAAGCGGUAGUUGAAUAUGUCAUGUAAGACUCACCAAGUGAACGUGUUACAUAACCCCAAGGAAGAUGGCUGCGAAGACUCAGAGAGUUCAUCACACCAUUCACUGGUUUCGUAAAGGCCUCCGAUUACAUGACAACCAGUCUCUGAGGGAAGCGUGUGAGACGAGUUUAACCCUCAGACCGGUUUAUUUUAUUGACCCAGACUACGUAAAACAUGGAAACAUGGGGUUCAAUCGUUGGCGAUUUCUGAUUCAGUCACUCAACGAUCUGGACAACAAUUUGAAGAGUUUGGGAUCUAGAUUAUUUGUUAUUCAAGGGAAGCCUGAGUUAGAGUUGCCGAGACUGUUCAAAGCAUGGAGGAUCACAAGAUUGACAUUUGAGGUUGAUCAUGAGCCAGAUGGAAGACAACGGGAUUCAAAGAUUUGUGAACUUGCUUCUGAAGCUGGGAUUGAAGUUGAGACUAGAGUUUGUCACUCACUUUAUGACUUGGAUAAGGUUAUUGAAAAAAAUGGUGGAGCAGCUCCCUUAACAUACAAGAAGCUUUGCUCUGUGGUGUCGUCAAUGGGACCACCUUUGAAGCCUGUUCCUGCUGUGGAUGAGCAAUUGUUUGAUGGUUGUUCUACUCCAGUUGAUGAUGAAAAUGAGUAUAAGUUGCCAACACUAGAGGAGCUUGGAAUUGAAAUGCCUGAAGAAUCAAGCACUGUCCUUUUUCCUGGUGGUGAAACAGAAGCUCUUCGACGGCUAGAUGAACACAUGGAGAAAGAGGAUUGGGUGUGUAAGUUUGAGAAGCCUAACACAUCACCCAACAGCCUUCAACCUAGUACCACUGUUCUUAGUCCAUAUGUCAUGUUUGGCUGCCUCUCGGCAAGACUGUUUUAUCACAGAUUAUCUGAAGUGUACUCACGAGCCAAGAAACACUCCAGUCCUCCUGUUUCCCUACAUGGACAGCUCUUAUGGCGAGAAUUCUUCUUCACUGCUGCAUAUGCAACUCCCAACUUCAAUAGAAUGGAGGGUAACCCUGUCUGCCUGCAAGUCCCAUGGGAUACCAAUCCAGAGUUUGUCAAAGCUUGGUCUGAGGCUCGCACUGGGUAUCCCUUCAUCGAUGCCAUCAUGACUCAACUGAGGAGGGAAGGAUGGAUACAUCAUUUGGCACGUCAUGCUGUAGCAUGUUUUUUGACCAGAGGAGACUUAUGGAUCAGCUGGGAGGAAGGACUGAAGGUGUUUGAGAAGUAUCUUCUUGAUCAUGACUGGAGUUUGAAUGCUGGGAACUGGAUGUGGUUAUCUGCAAGUGCCUUUUUUCAUGCUUACUUCAGGGUAUACAGUCCUGUAGCAUUUGGCAAGAAAACUGAUCCUAAUGGAGAUUAUAUCAAGAAGUAUAUACCAGUUUUAAAGAAAUAUCCUCCAAAAUACAUCUACGAGCCUUGGACUGCCCCACAAAGUGUACAAAAAGCAGCAGGGUGUGUUAUUGGUAAAGACUAUCCUCGUCCAAUUGUAGAUCACAAAGUGGUUGUGAAGACCAACAUUACACGGAUGAAAAAAGCUAGAGCAGACCAUUAUGGUGAAAGUAUAGAUGAAGACCUUGACAACAAAAGUAAAAGUUCACCAACUAAGAGGAAGAAUAACAAACAGUCUCCAACAAGCAGCAAGUUAAGGAAAAUAACUGAUUUCACAAAGAAGUGAUGGCUCUCAUUCGAUUGUCUAUAUUUUAAACAUGACAUUAGCUUAGUUUGAAUGAUGGCACCUUGUGCUGAGUUCUUUUUAUUUCUUAACUGCUCUGAACCCAUCAAAUGGACUAUUUUACUAUAAGUCUCUGCAUGCAUGUACUUCAGCGGUUAGAGCACCAGCCUGUAUUUGAGAGUUCACAGGUUCAAAUCCUGUCAUGAACUCAGAGUUUUUCUUUAGUUUUGUCUAAUAGGUCAACAUUUACUAUAACCAGUUUCUUAGGGGUUGCAUUUGUUUUCAAUAAAUCAUUAUCAGUAUCUAUUACUGUGUUACUAACCCCACAUUUAUUAAAGAGAAUGGAAAAAGUUAAGUGUUUUCUGUGAUUUAUUGCUUUUCCGUCUCUCUUGUGAAGCACCAUACACAAGAAGUGAUAUUUCCUCGUUUCAGUUAUACAUUAACCAGGAAGUUUUAAAA
Orbicella faveolata is the source of this 2155-nucleotide messenger RNA. RefSeq names its product cryptochrome-1-like. Gene Ontology annotation, cellular component: nucleus; cytoplasm. Gene Ontology annotation, biological process: entrainment of circadian clock by photoperiod; circadian regulation of gene expression. Gene Ontology annotation, molecular function: FAD binding; DNA binding; deoxyribodipyrimidine photo-lyase activity. The record is from RefSeq and is a predicted model, not a curated record. NCBI's taxonomy places the organism in Eukaryota, Metazoa, Cnidaria, Anthozoa, Scleractinia, Merulinidae.